Messenger RNA from Brienomyrus brachyistius, 787 nucleotides. RefSeq names its product chromosome 18 C11orf1 homolog (gene cfap68). The coding region runs from base 317 to 787 and encodes 156 amino acids. The transcript has 3 exons. The record is from RefSeq and is a predicted model, not a curated record. Gene Ontology annotation, cellular component: nucleus. Lineage: Eukaryota; Metazoa; Chordata; Actinopteri; Osteoglossiformes; Mormyridae.
CUCUGUGUCCAUGGCAACGUGACAACACUGUAUGUAUACUGCUAGUACCGCUGGGAUAGCAUGUAAUACAAAGGUAAGGAUUUAUUUACGGAGAAGGUGUCCUCAUCAGCUCGGUCAUCUACCAUUUCACGAGCAUUUUUUUCCUAGAUAUUAUUUUAUUCAAAGAAUUACGGCGAUCGAUAUAUAACAUCCGAAUGGCAGCGGUGUUCUUAUAAUAUAACCAGUAAUAUCAAAAACAGUUAAUCUAAUUUGACUUUUAUCGAAGCUUUUAAGGCAUUUUCAAAAGUUAUAAGACUUCAACAUAGAUAAUCCAGGGAUGGAGAACGCCCCCCCGUUCUACUAUAUGCUCCGUGCUUCUGGUCAAGGAGAAGUGUGGCGGGACUUAGGAGAAGACGACAAAUUUGGCCAGUACGGCUGGCGCUGCUCCACCAGUGAAGAUGCGUACUCCAACUGCACCCUUAUUGGCAACUGGUGUGAGGAACGCUUCGACAUCCGCCGUUUAGUGCAACGGCGCCCCCUGCCGUCACAGUUUGCCCAUUACUUUGAGACGGCAUACUCAUCCAGCUACAACACACAGAGGCACCAUUGUACCUCUGGCUUGAAGAGUGAGGUUCACAGCUUUCCGGGUCACCAGCCUGAACUAGAUCCUCCGCAUGUGAAGGGUAUUCCCAACUCCAUUUACAGGAAAGACUUCCGAGAUCCCCGGCACCAUCGGAGCAGAACCAGGACCACAUCUGAUCAGCAGGUUCAGCCUGGAGCUGUCUCCUCCUCCCCACAGAAAGGUUAA